Molecule: messenger RNA, 3537 nt
Organism: Heterobilharzia americana
Lineage: Eukaryota; Metazoa; Platyhelminthes; Trematoda; Strigeidida; Schistosomatidae
Source: the annotation of a GenBank genome assembly
AUGUGCUACGAUGGGGCUUGCAUACCCCAAUCCCAGCGUUGCGACGGACGACGUCAGUGUCCAGAUGGGUCUGACGAACUUAAUUGUGCUGAAUUACCAGUUGCACGUCCAGCACGUCCAACUGCGCGACCAUAUGGAGUGGCUGAAUUUGAAUGCACUUCAAAUAUACAGGGUGUAUUACCACUUGUGCUAUUGGAUAAUGGCAGUCUAGCUGAAAAUUUUCCACGGUUUCAGGUUAGACGGAUCGAUGACCAAACAGUCAGAGUAAGAGUUCUGAACAUAACUGAAAGAGAUCGUGAUAUGGUAUUAAGAUGUGCAUAUGAGACAGGAGAGUCAACAGACGUGACAAUCACUGUUGAAUCACCGUGCAGACGAGGUGAAAUGAUGUGUAGAGAUGGCACCUGUCUACCUGAAGCCUACUUUUGCAAUAGACGUCAAGAAUGUCCUGAUGGAUCGGAUGAAUUUCCACCUCAUUGUGUUUCUGUGUGUCAACCACCUCGAAUUCUUUGCUCCACUGGUGAGUGCAUUACCCUAGAAAUGCGUUGUGACGGUAAACUGGACUGUCGCGACGGCUCAGAUGAACGGGGUUGCCCACCACGUUGCCGUGAAAAUCAAUACCAGUGCUCUUCCGGUGAAUGUAUAGAACAACAUAUGAGGUGUGAUGGCAGACGUGAUUGUCGUGAUGGUUCAGACGAGACUGGAUGCCCACCUGCUCGUUGUUCUCCUGACCAAUACCAGUGCUCUUCCGGUGAAUGCAUUGAACAAAAUAUGAGGUGUGAUGGCAGACGUGAUUGUCGUGAUGGGUCAGAUGAAAUCUUUUGUGCUCCUCGUUGUCGUCCCGAUCAGUAUCAAUGUUAUUCUGGUGAAUGUAUUGAACGGCAUAUGAGGUGUGAUGGUAGAAGAGACUGUCGUGAUGGUUCAGAUGAGGCUGGUUGCCCACCUGCUCGUUGUUCUCCUGACCAAUACCAGUGCUCUUCCGGUGAAUGCAUUGAACAAAAUAUGAGGUGUGAUGGCAGACGUGAUUGUCGUGAUGGGUCAGAUGAAAUCUUUUGUGAAGAAAGAGUUACAAUUCGUGUGGAACCGGAUAUUAUUCGAACAAAACCAUAUGAGAAGUGGUCAUUUGAAUGUUCCGUAACGGGAGCAGAUAUAGAACCUAUUGUUAGAUUUCAAGAUGGCACACUAGUAGAAUUAGACCCACGAUUUCGAGUUACACGUAGAGAUCCUAACACUGUAAGGGUUGAAGCAGUUCAUGGACUAACAGAAAAAGAUGACCGUAUGAAACUGAUAUGUACAUUCCCCGGUGGACCAAGGAAAGAGACUGAAAUCAUGGUUCAACGAUUUUGUCCGCGUGGUCAGUUUAUGUGUGCUGAUGGAACCUGUCGUCCAGAAAGCGAUUUUUGCAAUGGUCGAGUAGAUUGUCCAGAUGGUUCAGAUGAGCGACCUCCUCACUGCAGAGAGGCUAUAAAAGUGGAGAUUAAACCAAGCGUUAUUCAUGUUAAACCUUACCGAAGUUUCGAGUUUGAAUGCAUUUCCUAUGUGCCUGGUGUAAGACCAGAAGCCAGAUUACCAAGUGGCAUGUUAGUCAGUCAAGAUCGUCGUUUUAAUGUGGAAUACCUCUCGCCAACACAUCUACGAGUGAACGCAGUAUAUGGUUUAACAGACAGAGAUCAUCCGUUUCACAUUUACUGUGUAUUUCCUGGACAAGAAAAUAGAACAGCUGUUAUUGAAAUUGAAAGACCUUGUCCAGUUGGACAAUUUCAGUGUAUGGAUGGUCAAUGUUUACCACAUGAUACAUUUUGUGACGGAAAACCAGACUGUCGGGAUGGUUCAGAUGAAAGUGAACGAUAUUGCGUUGUGGAUAUCAGAGUUACUCCAAGUUCAAUUCGUGUUAUACCGUAUCAACAUUUUGAAUUCGAACGCCCUACACUUCAAACUGUUGUUGUACAAGCACCAAGAGGUUUAAUGGAUGUAGGGCAACACAAGUUCAAAUGCAUUGUAUCUACGAAUAUUGUCAGACAGGUUGAGGUAGAAGUUACGACAGGUUGUCCACCUGGUCAGUUUAGGUGUAGAUCUGGUGAAUGUUUACCAAGAACUGUAUUUUGUGAUGGAAAACGUGACUGUUCAGAUGGUUCAGAUGAAGAUCCAAGAUCUUGUGUUCCAUCCGUUGUCAUUACACCGACGACAAUUUUAACGAGACCAUAUGAAUCAUUUCAAUUCGAGUGUAGAUCAAACGUACCAGGAAGUGAACCUCAAGUUACUUUUGAAGGCUACCCAGUUGAAGGUGAUCAUAGAUUCACAAUUGUACGUCCAAGUCGUGAGCACGUUAUUGUUCGAGCUGACAGUGGCAUACCCGACCCUGGAACGUAUUCUUUCAGCUGUACUGUAGUAAGUAGAGUGCCUGGAAGAAUUGUAGUACAAGUUGAAUCAGUAUGUCCAGCUGGCUAUUCUAGAUGUGCAGAUGGAACAUGUAUCCCACAACAGCAGUUUUGUGAUAGAAUACCUCAAUGCCCAGAUGGCUCAGAUGAAGAUAGGUUACGUUGCCCUGAGAUAACUGUUGAUGUGAGAGUACAUUUCACCCCAGGCGAAAUCCGAAUCCAACCCGGUCGAUCAUUCCGCUUGGAGUGUGUUACUGACAAACCGGGUACAUCUCCAGUUAUACAGUUUGUCGAUGGAAGACCAGUAACAAGCGACCCAAGAUUUGUAAUAUCUAGGCCUUCAACUGAACGUGCUAUCAUAGAAGUACCUGGAGGCCUAGAUGCUACAGAAAGACAAGUAAUACUUGAAUGUAUAUCUCCUAGUGGAGACAGAAAGACUGCAACCAUUCUUGUGGAACGUGGAUGUCAACCAGGACAAAGGAGAUGUCCAAGUGGUGAAUGCAUAUUUGUUGGUCAGUUUUGUGAUGGUAAACCUGAUUGUGAUGAUGGAUUCGACGAACGGCCUGAAAAUUGUGCUUACUGUGACCCAAUAACCAAACCAUGUGAAGUCGUGAAUGGUAUACCACCCAAAGAAGCCACUUAUGAAUUACACUGGAGGUGUGAUGGAGAAAAUGAUUGUGGUAAUCGGUUUGACGAACAAAACUGUUUAAAUGAUACCCGUGUGCCUGAUAAAGAAUGUGGUGCCACUCACUUCAGAUGUCGGUCAGAACCAUAUCAGUAUAUACCAUUCGCCUAUUGGUGUGACGGUGGCCGUGAUUGUAGAGGUGGUGAAGAUGAGGAUGAUUGCUCUCCACCUACAAUAAUCCAAGCCCAAGGUCAAGAAACUCACAGAGUUCGUCCAGGUGGGAGAUUAAUUUUGGAAUGUGAAGCAUCUGGUGUACCACCACCAAUGAUUAUUUGGCGCUUCAACUGGAGGUGUCUUCGUGAUGAAACACGUAUGCAUAGUCAAGCUGUGCCCAGUUCACUAGGAUGUAAAGGUUCAAAAAGUCGUCUGACAAUUGAAAACUUUAGAGAAGGCGAUGAUGGAAUUUACAAUUGUGAAGCCUUGACUUCAAAAGACAGAGCAAUGUCACAGGAUAUAUUUGUUCUCUUAUCACCUUAG